GGACCAGAGGGCGAAGUCUGAUAGGGUUGGAAAACCCUGGUGGGAGUUAGUCUCGUCCAGUGUCCAGUUCAUUCCGUAGUCAUGGCAUCUUAGUGUCAAGUGUCAAGACAUUUAUUAAUAGGCCCCUACCCGGUACAGUAGUCCAUACUCUCAACAGAAGACUGAACAUCAAAAAAUAUGGUAUUGAAAAAAGUGUCAAAUUUUUCACGGAGGCAGCUCCUCACGCUGAUCGUGUUCAGCAUUGCCGACUUCUGCAACGCUAUAUGUGUCUCGCUUCAAGCGCCCUUCUAUCCGAAGGAGGCUGAAAAAAAAGGUUGCAUUGCAACAGAGUAUGGCUUAGUAUUCGGAAUUUUCGAACUUGUAGUGUUCCUAGUGAGUCCAUAUUAUGGAAAGCAUCUUAAUAGAAUAGGCCCAAAAUGGUUAUUUAACGGAGGAAUAUUCACAACAGGAAUAUGUGCUAUACUGUUCGGGUUUUUGGACAAAGUACAGGGCCAUUAUCCUUUCAUCAUUCUUUCAUUUAUUAUAAGGAUAGUAGAAGCAAUGGGAAAUGCUGCCUUUCUUACUGCAAGUUUUGCUAUAAUAGCCAAGGAAUUUCCAGACAAUGUUGCCACCACUUUUGCAUCUUUGGAAACUUUCUUUGGUCUUGGAUUAAUUGUGGGACCUACUGUAGGAGGAGCCCUAUAUGAGGCUGGAGGAUAUACAACACCAUUUGUAGUUCUUGGUUCAGCAUUAUUUCUAUCCGCUAUUAUGACAUGGUUUGUUCUACCAGAUCACAGUGAUCAUGAAGUUGACUCUACACAUGGAGGCAGUUUGACUCAAGUUCUAAGGAUACCUGGUGUACUUCUUGCAGCUUGUUCUAUCAUUGUCACAUCCAUGAGUAUUGGAUUUUUAUCUGCAACUCUUGAACCACACCUGAGACAGUUCAAUUUGUCACCAAUGGUUCUUGGGGUCAUGUUCGUCAUAAAUGGUGGAACCUAUGCUCUGACUGCUCCAUGCUGGGGAUGGCUUUGUGAUAAGAGAAUGCUUCCAAAGGUUGCAACUUUUAUUGGAUGUAUGUUGCUUAUUGUUGGUUUCAGUUUAAUUGGACCAGCACCAUACAUUCCACUUGAUACUGUUCUAUGGGUGACUGUCCUAGGAUUAAUGACACAUGGUCUUGGAAUUGCAGCUUGUCUUGUUGCUUCAUUCACAGAUGCUCUUCGUACAGCAAUAGCUCAUGGAUUCCCAAAUAAUCUAGAAACUUAUGGUCUCAUAUCAGGACUUUGGACUUCCACGUUUGCAUUAGGAGCAUUUAUUGGCCCUUCAGCAUCAGGAAUUUUGUAUGACACAUGGGGUUUUAACAAAGCCAGCAUGUUUAUAGUAGUUCUUGGUGCUAUACUUGGAGCAAUGGUACUAGUAUUCAUUAGCUUAUCAAGACCCAGGAAGCUGUAUGAAGAAAUCGGAAAGAGUUCAGAAAACGUAAUGACUGGAAAGAAAUAUAACAAAAAUGGUUCAGAUCAAAGUAUUAAAAGUUUGCUACCAUCAACACCGACUCCCAUUGCUUGUGAUAGACCACCUGGAAUGUCUGGAAUUAUCACGUGUAACAGCUUCAAAAAUAGGCAUGGAGACUGGCAUAGAAGAGACACCAGUACUUUGAGAUGCAGUACUAGCUUAAAUUACUAUGAGACUGGACAUUAUAAUUAUGAUUCUGGAAUAUAGUAUUUGAAACCACGAACAUGUUUGUAAUUUUUUGUAUAAAAUCAAUUUUUAAUUUAUUGAUGUCUUAUGACAAGUUAUAAACCUUUUAAUUAUUUAUAUGAGAUUUCAUUUGUUUGGCAUUUAAAUGGUAAAAUUAAAAAUGCUUGCAACAGAAACAACAGCUAUGUUUGAAAUUCAUUACUUACUAAGUAAAUUAUAAUAACAUAAUUAAGUAGGUUUAAUAAACCAUUUGUCAUUAUUUUAUAAAUAAUGUACAAAACUAAUAGUAUUAAAAAUUGUUCUAAUAUUAAAAUAAAUACGAGCAUAUGUAAAUAAUGUCAUUUAAUACCACAGAGCCAUAAAAAUCCUGGCAUUACAUUACUAGUGAUAAUGACAUUGUCUUAAAAAUAGAUUAAUAUGUACAUAGUGUUGUGUGAUCAUAUGAUCCAUUUUAUUUAUUAUCUGACCAAGUUAUUAAUAUUUAUUGAAAAAAAUAUUGACUAUUGGAAAGAAAUAAUAUCUUCUUAUAUUGAUAUUUAUUAAAUGUAAAACAAAUUGUAUUAAAUGCUGAUGUUUUUAUGUAAUAAACUAUUAUAUUUUUUAUAAUAAUAAAAAUCUUUAAUAUUUUAUUUUUUCACACUA
Molecule: messenger RNA, 2316 nt
Organism: Nezara viridula (southern green stink bug)
Lineage: Eukaryota; Metazoa; Arthropoda; Insecta; Hemiptera; Pentatomidae
Source: the annotation of a GenBank genome assembly